Elgaria multicarinata webbii is the source of this 2022-nucleotide messenger RNA. RefSeq names its product glutamate rich 5 (gene ERICH5). The coding region runs from base 49 to 768 and encodes 239 amino acids. The record is from RefSeq and is a predicted model, not a curated record. Lineage: Eukaryota; Metazoa; Chordata; Lepidosauria; Squamata; Anguidae. The transcript is spliced from 4 exons.
CCCGGCUUUUUCCGGACCUCGGGCGCCGUGGUUGCCUCUUGACUCGCCAUGGGGUGCUCGAGCAGCGCUCAGACCCAAGUCAAAGACUGCAACCGGCCGGCUCCCAAGUCCCCGGACGCCAAUGGGCUGCAGAAAUGCGAUGACAACUUGCCCAUCACAGAUGAAAAUGAUACCAUACCUGACCAGUCCGAACUUGCAGUAAUGGAGGAAGUGGAACUUGGAAACAAAACUUAUGAAACAAAACUAAGUGAGGAUCUUGGCAAAGAAGAGGGAGAUGUUUUGAUUCCAGGGAUAACAAAAUGUGCCCUGUCUACCUGUCAGAGAGUAGACCCUGAGGGCACAGAGCCUCAUCCAGUGGCACUAGAAGAAAAGUUCACCUGUAGCGGGCCUUUGCCUGCAGGCCUUCUAGAAGCUGGUGAGCCUCGGUCCGUGGAACCAUCAGGAGAGGGUGGUGAACCUCAAUCUGUUACAGAAGCAGCCAGCACUUUGCUGUUAGAAACUGUACAGGACAGUAAGCCUGAACCUGUUGAAUCAUCAGAGAGAGUCACACCUGAGCCUGCUGCAGAGGAAAAUGUUAAUCUCGUAACAGAAAUGGUGAAGGAACUGCAAGUGCAUGAAGAAGAACAGCUUACUGAGGGUGAGGCGGGAGAAAAGAUGGAAACUGAGAUGCACUGCGAGAUAGUAAGUGAGGACUCGGAAACAAAAGAAGAAGAAACAGGAGAAGCUGCAGCAGCAACAGAGAGAGAAGCUACUAAUAAUGAAGAGUAACUCAUGGCUUUUGACUGGACUUCAUCCUUGAAUAACAUUAAUACUCUGAUUUGAGAAAAUCUGGAUUUAUAUGAAAGCUUACAUGGACAUGCCACCAUCACAGAGUACUAAGGGGGAAACAUUUUAAGGAUUGUAUUUUGGGAAGUCAAGUUGCCAAGAACCAUGGAGGAAUUGCAAUGAUAAACCUUCACAUCUGCCAUAUAGUGCCUUCUGUUAACUUCUACUUAAGUGGAAUUAUGUGUUAACAAAGUAAUUUUGCCUACUUCACUUAGAGAAUUAAGAAGUACAAAGGAUAAUCUAGGGUAAACUAUAUAAAACAAUAUCAAUUAUAGAAGUGAAUGCAUGUAAGUUUAGAUCUAACACUGAGCACUAGGAAAAUCUACGUGGUCUAAAGAGGGAUAAGUAUUAUUAGGUUCUAGUAGCAAUCAAUAAUGCAGCCAUGAGUUUAACUGCGUCAGUGCAAUUCCUGUGUGAAGUGACUCUUAUACGUAAAUACAGUACAGGAGCUUAAUAUUUCUGCUUUAGUGCAAUCUAGUAUGAGAUGUAUCAAUUCACCUUUUCUGUAACUCAUUAAAAUAGUCAUUGCAUUCCUCAAAAACACUUGUGGGGUAAGGACUACCAUGAAAUGACGACACUCUGCAAUUGCAAGAUAGAAUACCUGUCAACAAAGAAAAUACCCUGUAUACUUUAAUAAUUAGUGGCUGGCACCAUACCAAGAUGUACUUGAUUGUCAUUGUGAUGUGGUGGUAACACUUGUAUAAAAGGAAUUUUAAAAAUAUUAAAUAACCUGCAAUUAAAAUUCCAAUCAUAUUAAGUCAGAAUGCUUGUGACAACACAAGAUACUGGUACUCAAGGAAGUAAAAAUUAUAACCAAAUGUAGUUACUACCUCGAACUCGCAAUAAUUAUGCAUUUCUGCAACUUUUUCUAGGCAUGUGAAUCAUAUUUACUUUUAUAAACCUAUUAAUUUUUAAACAGUAAAUAUGAAAAAGUGAAUCCUUCAAGGGUUCUUUGAAAAACAAGAAUGAUUGAAGUGCAAAUCUCAUAAACAACAGAGAACUUCACAUUUUAAAAAAGAACCUGGCAGACAGUGUCUGACAGUACAGUACUCUUUAAACCACGCAACCAUUAAUUUUGAGCAGAGCUUAUCUUCACCUGUCUUGUCUGAAUCAGGGAAGCAUUAUUCUAUGUCAGGGUAUGCUUCUUCACAAAGUGCAUAAAAACCUAAUUUAAAAACAUCAAAAUAAAAAAAAUAC